This is a messenger RNA of Adineta steineri, 657 nucleotides long. The record is from the annotation of a GenBank genome assembly. Lineage: Eukaryota; Metazoa; Rotifera; Eurotatoria; Adinetida; Adinetidae.
AUGUUCGAUGCUUCUGUGUAUCCAAAAUCAAUUUAUAUAUCAACUGUUCAAACCGGAUGUAUAACGAUAGAAUUUAAUUCAACCUAUCCAUUUUAUUUGAUUGGUAUUAUUAACCGAGAUGAAUAUCGAGAAUCAAUUCAACAAAUUAAUCGUGCAAUGUCCUUUAAGAAAAUGUUACUGAUUGUCUCCAUUAUUUUUUCUUUGACUUUAGUCAUUGGAAUGACAUUAACUAUUCUUGGUGCUGGAUUACAAGAGAAUACCAGUACGACUCAAUUUCCUACAUUAACUGGUGUGGGAAUUUCUUUGCUUUUUUGUGCAUCAAGUGGUGGUCUUGUUGGAUUUUCUUUCAUACGAUAUCGACUUACAAGACAAAUCCAAGAAGCAGUUGCCAAGGAAUCAAUGAAAUAUUCAUCACGAACACCGAUACCAUGUACAUGGAGAUUAGAAACGAAAACACAUUGGUGUGGAACAUAUGAGAAUGGUCAGUAUCAACGAUUAGUUUAUCGUAUAGUAAUUGAUAUUGGAAAUUCACCUGAUACUUCUGGAAAUUUACCACCUUAUUCAGAUCAAAUUAUAACGGAAACAACAUCACUUAUCAAACGAGAAAAUGACUUACCUCCACCAUAUUCCAGUUUAUCUACAGAAUUUCAUGUUUAA